Molecule: messenger RNA, 1665 nt
Organism: Botrytis porri
Lineage: Eukaryota; Fungi; Ascomycota; Leotiomycetes; Helotiales; Sclerotiniaceae
Exons: 3
Coding region: 1-1665 (554 amino acids)
Biological process (GO): proton transmembrane transport
Cellular component (GO): membrane
Molecular function (GO): antiporter activity
Source: RefSeq, a predicted model, not a curated record
AUGGCAUACCUUUCUUAUAUCGAACCAGGGCUUGACACCAUACUUCCUCUCUCCAUCUUUAUAUUCAUUCUCAACUUAAUCCGCGACCUUCUCGAUUCCUUCCUCUAUUGCGGACUCAUUGGGGAAAUAUUUAUCGGGGUUCUCUCUGGAAUGCCUAUCACUGGAACUUCAUUUCUCAGCAUAGAAAUCCAAGAAACAGUACAAUAUCUCGGAUAUCUGGGGCUUAUCUGUUUGGUGUUUGAAGGUGGCCUCAUCACAGAUCUUCAUCUAUUAAGGAAAACAAUAUGGUUAACAUUGUUUGCUGCGAUGAUUGGAGUCCUGAUGCCUAUGGCUCUUUCAUUUUUCAUCUUGGGUAUGAAAUUCGAUAGUAUUGAAGGUUCAGGAUAUCCUACCGCAUUAGCAGCUUUUUCAGCAGGAGUAUCUCUUUGCUCCACAUCUUUAGGGUCGACAUUUAUCAUCCUCGCAUCCGCAAACCUUCAGAAGACACCAACCGGUACUUUGAUAGCUGGCACGGCAAUGUUAGAUGAUAUUCUUGUUCUGGUUAUGGUUAAAAUCAUAACAGCACUCGGACAAGGCCAAUCCGAUUCUUGGACAAUUGCCCGUCCUGCCAUAUCCAGUUUGAGCCUUAUUAUUGCCACUUUCUUGCUAACGCCCUUCCUUCUCAAAAGUUUGCUUCGCGGUUUCCAUUCAAUAUUUACACAUCCGAAAGUUGGCCAAGAAACUUUUGGUGGGGAUAUUGAUACCGAAAAGGGGAUUUCACGGCAUGCUGGAUUUUUAUUAUCGACUUUGGUGCUCAUAGUUCUUGUAACUAUUGCUGCUUGUGUAGAAGGUUCGAUAUUACUGUCUGCAUUCUUAGCUGGUGCUGUGGUGAGAUAUACUUGGCAAAGUGUGGGUGGUGGAGAGGAUAUGGAUAUGGAUGUUGAUCGACCUACAAUGAUGUUUGAGGAGUACUAUAAGCCGAUUAUGGAUCAUAUAUUAGUUCCUUUCUUCUUCGCAUCGAUCGGUUUCUCCAUCCCCGUUUCUGAAAUGUUUUCUGGUUCUAUCAUGUGGAAAGGAAUAUUCUACGCUUUCUUGAUGUUUUUAGCCAAAGCUUCCGUGGGAAUAGUUGUCUACUUUAAAUUCUUCACCACAAAGUGGUCUCACAAGUGGACAGACUCCAAAAAGAGAACACUUCCAGUACCAGAAGAACUUCCCCAACAAGGUGGCUCACCAGAAGAAAUUCCUGCGAAUGAUCCCGUGGAUCAAAAAUUUAAAACAGACCCCCCUCAUCUCGAUGCAAUUAUAGUCGGGUCCACAAUGAUUGCUCGAGGAGGUUUUGGCUUCCUGGUAGCAUCAGAAGCGCAGAGCUCGGGCACUUUAAGUCUUUCCAAAACGCCAACUAGGAUCUUAAAUGUGCAAGGUCUCUCGCACAAGGUUACUGAAAGAUUUAGAACAUUAGAUGUAGUGGAAGAUCAGAUAUUCUUGGUGAUAAUCUGGGCAUUAGUUCUAUGUACAAUCGUUGGGCCGGUUGUUUCGGGAAUUGCAGUGAGAAGAAAACUGAUUAAGGAGAGGGCAGGAGAAAGAUGUGAGUGCAGUUUCAACGUUAGGCAGAGAGAUAUUGGGACUGGGGAUGACAGGAUGAGAGAAGCAAGACGAAAGACGAAAAGUGUCGUGAUGGAAGUCUGA